UUGUGUGAAAAUGGCAAAGUGCACUUCUAUCAACUUUGCUUGGGAUAUUGCCACGAAAUGUCUCUCAGACAACACUUUCCAAAAGGAGCAGCAUAUUGACAGAUUAACAAGGUUCAAGCCUGCAGUCGAGUAUCUGCUCGAGCAGGGUUUGGAGAUCCUAGUUACAGAAUGGUUUAUGGAGACUUUCCAGCAAGACCUGCAGAGCAGGAUCGCGCCAAAUUUCUGGUCCACCUUCAAGAUUGACGACACAUCAUCGUCAACGAUAUGCCUGGAUUGCCUCACCCGUGGAAUAAACAUCCUCCACUCCUCAAUCGUUCCGUAUGCUAACAGCCUCAGUCUGCUUGCCAGCGUCCUCCCCAAUGGGGGCCGGUCACUCGAGGAGCGCUUUGAUGUCCUCGUGAAGGCCCUUCUCUUCUAUCGCACUCCGAUGCACUUUUCUGAAGUCGUUAAGACGGUGUACUCGUCUGUCUUUAAAGCAUUUAGCGAUGGUGAUGACAAAAAGGAACGAAUCAGAACGAGCGAUGACAGUGAGAUGGACAUGGAUGAGAGUACGGACAUCGAGAAGGAUGAUGAUGAUGGUGACGAUGAUGAGGGAGGAGACACAGAACAUAUAUCGGCCCCCUCUAACUCGGAUACCCUGACAGCUUUUCACCAAAUAAAUGCACAGUUGUAUUCCCUGGGCUUGCUUGAGAGGGUGUGUGGUGAGCCUGUCACAUCUAUUAUCCAUCAGAAGAUCAAACAUCACGUAGACCAGCAGUGUGCUGGAGAGUUUGAGAAGUCGUUCAUUUCGUCGCUAGAAAGCUGGUUAGACAACAAAGUGAUGGGAUGGCUACAUUUGGUCUUCUUUGGCAAGAAUGCAGAGCGCCCCCAAAGUCCUGUAAUGUCACAGUCCCUGCAGCAGUGGAAAGAGAGGCUUCAAUACUACUUGUAUCAGACAUUAGCUGAAUUGAGAAUUCAGGAGCUGUUUAACAUCAUCGUCGAGUUCCCUGAAUCGAUGAGUGCUCUGAACGACCUCAAGAGCUGCUUGGAGAAGACCGACCUGAGAACCAAGCUGGUCCAGUCUCUACGGAGUGCCUUCGAGAACAGACUUCUUCAUCCAGGUGUGAACACAACUGAUAUCUUAACCCAAUACAUAUCUUCCAUAAGAGCAUUACGGGUGCUGGAUCCCUCUGGAAUCGUCUUAGAGCUUGUGUGCGAACCCAUCCGCAAGUACCUCAGAACAAGAGAGGACACCGUCCGCUGUAUUGUAUCCAGUCUGACCGACGAUAGUUCCAAUGAGUUGGCUGACGAACUGGUCAAAGCUCAACCGGUCAACGUGGAGGAGGGAGCAGCGACAGGAACAGAGGAAGCUAACCCGUUUGACUGGCAGCCAGACCCCAUUGAUGCUGACCCAAGUCAAACUUCCAAAAGCAGGAGAACAUCAGACAUCAUCAGCACGUUGGUCAACAUCUACGGGAGCCGUGAGCUGUUUGUCAACGAGUACCGUAACCUGCUCGCGGACCGCAUCCUCUCCAGCUUCAGCUACGAUACGGCGAGGGAGCUGCGUAACCUGGAGCUUCUCAAGCUUCGGUUCGGAGAGACGCAGCUCCACCAGUGCGAGGUGAUGCUGAAAGAUGUGGCCGACUCCAAGAGGUGCAAUACCCAUGUUUUGAGUGAGAAGGAGAAGAAGAGGAAAGAGGAGGAGAAAAAGAAGGAGGAGGAGGAGAAGAAGAAGGAGGCAGGAGAGGAGGCAGGAGAGGAAGAGGAAGAAGGAGGAGCAGCAAAGGGAGGUGGGAAUGUGGAAGAUGGAGGGAAGGAAGAGAAAGAUGGAGAACAAGCAGAGGAUGCUAUCGAUGGAGGGGAGGAUAAAGAAAAUGAAGAAGUGACUACUCCCACUCAUCCAAGUCCAGAGAUGGUAUCAAAUCCAGAGGGAGCGCCAAUUCCAGAGGAGAUGGACUUCAACACAAUGAUACUCUCAGCCCAGUUCUGGCCUAACCUGAAGGAGGAGAAGCUUGAGGUACCACAGGAAAUCAAACAGUGGAUGGAAACCUACACCAAGUCCUACGAGGUAUUGAAAGGGAUGAGGACAUUGAACUGGAAGACCAAUCUAGGACAAGUGACCCUUGACAUCGAGCUACGAGAUAGGACAGUGACCCUGACGGUCUCUCCAAUACAGGCCACCAUCAUUAUGCACUUCCAAGAAAGAGAGAGAUGGACCAUCCAGGAACUGAGCGAGAAGAUGCAGGUGCCUGGGGGCGCUGUUCGUCGCAAGAUAGCGUACUGGCAGAGCCAGGGCCUGCUGAAGGAGGAGUCACAUGACACCUUUGUCUUGGUGGAAGAAAAACAAGGCUCCACCCAGAAUCAGGAGAUGGUGAUGAUUGACAGCGACGAGGAGGCGGAGUCAGCGACUGCGUCCGUGGAGGACCAGAAAGAGGAGAAUCUUCAGAUGUACUGGUCAUUUAUCACUGGCAUGCUGAUGAACCUUGAGAGCCUUCCGUUGGAGCGAAUCCACUCCAUGCUCAAGAUGUUUGCCAUCCAGGGCCCUUCCACGACGGAGUUCACCGAGAACGAGCUCCGACAUCUUCUAGAGACAAAGGUCAGGGAACAGCAGCUUGUCUACUCGGCAGGGACCUAUCGCCUACCACAACAAAGGUAGAACAGGUCUCUGAAGGACUUUGAAGACAGGUUUGAUGUUCCAAGGGCUUUCCCGGAGAGAGUUUACAGAGAAACAGCUCCAAAAUCUUCUAGAGACCAAGGUUAGGGAACAGCAGCUUAUUUACUCGGCGGGGACCUAUCGCCUACCAAAACAAAGGUAGAAUAGGUCUCUGAAGAACUUUAGAGAAAGUUUUGAUGUUCCAAGGGCUUUCCCGGAUAGAGUGUGCAGAGAAUGAGCUCCAACAUCUUGUAGAUUGGGUUUAGGAAACGACAGCUUCUUCUUCUAGAGACCAAGGUUAGAGAACAGCAGCUUAUCUACUCGGCAGGGACCAAUCGCCUUCCUCAGCAAAGAUAGAACAGCUCUCUAAAGGCCUUUGGAGAAAGGCUGGAUGUUCCAGGGGCUUUCUCGGACAGAGUUUACUGAGAACGAGUUCCGACAUCUUCUAGAGACAAAGGUCAGGGAACAGCAUGCUUAUCUAAUCGGCAGGGACCUAUCGCCUACCACAACAAAGGUAGAAUUGGUUUUGAAGGACUUUGCAGACAGUUUCGAUGUUCGAUAGGGCUUUCCCAGAUAUACAGAGAAUAAGUUCCAACAUCUUGUAGACCGUGCUUAGGAAACACCAGCUUAUUCUUCUAGAGACAAGGUUAGGGAACAGCAGCGUAUUUACUCUGCAGGGACCUAUCGCCUUCCUCAGCAAAGGUAGAGUAGGUCUCUGAAGGAUUUCGAAGAUGUUUGCCAUCCAGGGCCCUUCCACGACAGAGUUCACCGAGAAUAAGCUCCAACAUCUUGGAGACUGGGUUUAGGAAACAGCAGCUUGUUUCCUCGAAUGGGACCUAUUGCCUUCCUCAGCAAAGGUAGAACCGGUUUCUGAAGGACUUUGAAGAAGUUUUGAUGUUCCAAGGGCUUCCCCAGAUAUUAUUGACAGAGAAUGAGCUCCACCAUCUUGUGAACUGGGUUUCAGAAACAGCAGCUAAUUGACUCAGUUGGGACCUAUCGCAUUCCUCAACAAAGGAAGAACAGGUCUGUGUAGAAGAUGUAUCCAGUACUAAUUGGUUUGUAACAAAGACAAGCUAAAGCAUAUCUAAGACACUACAGUCCGAGAACUGCAGCCCUUCUGCUUGACUGGGACCUAGUGCUUCAAUCAAGACAGAACUGAUAUUUCAAGGAAUAUAGGUAAUUUCUCAAAUUCAUUUCAUUGGCCUAAGGCCAUUUCAUUCUGCCCUUGUCUGCAGUACCAAACAUAGGACACUCAUAAGAACUAUGCCUUCACUUUGACGACCACCAGCAAAAUGAGGACGCCCCUGGUCCGAGAACUCUGUAAAUACACCCUUUCACGGUUACAAGAGUACGCAUGCGCUGACAUGGGCGCCAUUUCUAAUUACGAGUAAUUAACAAAUACUCGUAAUUAAAAAUGGCGCCCAUGUCAAUAUGAUAUCAUCGCACAGCACAGGCAGUGACGCAAUAAUACAUGCGCAUCUGAAAACAAUGAUGACGCAAUGAUUACGCGCAUAUUAAAAUGGCGGCCUUAACCGUGAAAGGGUGCAUAGUUUAAAAUUUGAUGCACUUUCACAUAGGGGUACCGGUAGGUUUAUUUAGGUGUUCCAUUUGGAUGGAGAAAGUAGGUCCUCGGUUUAUAUGCAGUGAAUUUCCAGAUCGUCCUCGGGAUGUUUUAAUGCCUUCAAACAUUUGGCUUUGAAUAUCUAAUAACGCACACCCCAUCGCAGCUCUAACUAUUUGGACUUCAUUUGUCGCCAUUGUAAUAGAAACUGUAAUAAGGUGUAUAUAUUGAAUAAAAUUAUACAUAUGAACUUUGUA
Molecule: messenger RNA, 4450 nt
Organism: Strongylocentrotus purpuratus (purple sea urchin)
Lineage: Eukaryota; Metazoa; Echinodermata; Echinoidea; Camarodonta; Strongylocentrotidae
Product: anaphase-promoting complex subunit 2
Exons: 13
Coding region: 11-2635 (874 amino acids)
Biological process (GO): ubiquitin-dependent protein catabolic process
Cellular component (GO): anaphase-promoting complex
Molecular function (GO): ubiquitin protein ligase binding
Source: RefSeq, a predicted model, not a curated record